Molecule: messenger RNA, 559 nt
Organism: Symbiodinium natans
Lineage: Eukaryota; Dinophyceae; Suessiales; Symbiodiniaceae
Source: the annotation of a GenBank genome assembly
AUGGCGGCUGUGGCACAGGCAGAACCAGAACAGGUCUUGGAAGUGGCAGAGGCCCCUGGGAGCUCGCACGCCCCAACAAAAGGAACCCUGGCACAUGAGAUCCUCUAUGGCAACAGCAAGGAUGUGAAACUCCGGGCACAGGACUGGGCGUACCUAUGCAGCCAGGACCUGACUGCUGCACUGCUCGAGAUCUUGGAUUUGAUCUUCCGGCUGGCGGGUCUACCCCAAGCUGUGGUGGCCGACCAUCUGGAGGAAGAUCCUGCCAAGAUGGUGAUCCAGCUGCCACAGUGGGUGAAGUCGAACAACCUCGAUCCUUCCAUCUACCCCUUGCUCCCCAGCAUCUCUCAGAGCAAGCGGUCGGUGUCGAACUUGGAGAAGUUCAUCUCCCAGGGCAUCGGCGAGCAGAAUGGAGCUGCACUUCUCGAGAGCCAGCUUGUGGCGUCCCUGACCCGGUGGCUUUUGAUCCUGCCCAAUGCGCAGAUCCGGUCUGUGCGGCAUGUGGCGACGGUGGCAGCGCUUGCAGUUGCUGAGGCGCUGGGCUACCAGGUCGAAGCGCUCC